Epinephelus lanceolatus (giant grouper) is the source of this 3957-nucleotide messenger RNA. The record is from RefSeq and is a predicted model, not a curated record. Lineage: Eukaryota; Metazoa; Chordata; Actinopteri; Perciformes; Serranidae.
GCAGCACAUUUAAAGGCACUGGGUUACUAACACACACAUAUUUAAACAUGUUGUAACAGAUGCAUGGUGGAGCUUUGACAACUGGUAAGUGCAAAAAAGUGCAACCAAGAAGUAAUCUGAUACACAGACACUAAUGUGACUUGUGAUUUCUAAGAUGGAUGUGUUUUAUGAUGAAACAUUAACAAUCUGACGCACCUCCGAUUUGAAGUUGCAAUAACUGACAUGUUUAGAUGAAAUGCUAUUUUCUGUCACUAAAUAAUAUAAAAUAAAAAGUCUUUUUUUCCCACUGCAGAUACUUUGACUGUCACAGCAAGACAAGCACAGGCUGUAACUAAUAACACUAAUUAAGGGCUCUGCUCUAUUGUCCCAGUCAGUCUGCACAUGCAAUCGUUAGUGUCACUAUUUACACCUGAGCUGCGCCCACUAAGCCACGUCAGUGAAAAGGUGUUUUGUUACUUAUCCAGUUUAUGAGAGCCUUUGUCUGUCAGAAAAUGUCUGCUGCUAAAGUGAAGAUGAGGGACAAGAAGCUGAGAAACCAGCCCGCAAGUGUUCAGUACCCAUCUUCUCACAGCAGCACACAGAAUGGAGGAGACACAUCGGUCACCGGGAUGUGGAAAGAUUGUGUAAGCAUUACAACAAAACAAAGGUUAAAAAGCUAUGACACCAUGCUCCUCCUGAAGGCCACAGGAAUAGGUGGAGGUGGCGAUAAUGAUCCAACUACAGAAAAGUCAAGGGACCCUCAGAAACGGGGUGGAUGGGUCCGUGGACAUCAGAAAGAUGGUGGAGGUUACGCCAAGGAGAUGCCCAAGUACAUCAGUGCUGGAGGUUUUGUCAGGGCCAGGGCGGCAGAGGUGUGUGCCAUGUUGAAAGCUGUCACCAAGACAACAGGCAGCUGCCAUGUGUUCGGAGCCCUGCCCAAACACAUGAGAAGACGGGCCAUGGGCCACAACACCAAGCGGCUCCCUCACAGACUGAGGGAUGUGGCCAACAGAAUGCGAGAGAAGAGCCUCCAGGCUGGCUCGAAGAAGAAGGAACAGGCAAAGAGCAAGAGCCGCAAGGCCCGCCGCCGGCACGGAAAUCUGCUGCUUGAGUUCAACCGCCGCCAGAGGAAGAACGUGUGGCUGGAAACACACAUUUGGCACGCCAAGCGCUUCCACAUGGUUAAAAAGUGGGGCUACUGCCUCGGGGACAGACCUACAUACAAAUGCUAUCGGCCUAGCUACAGGGCAAUGAGCAGCCACUGCCUACUUCAGGACCUUUCUUAUUACUGUUGCAUAGAGCUACAGGGAGAGGAAGACAAGCUGCUGGCUGCUCUGUCACAGCUGACAAGCAAGGAGGCCGGCCCUACAUUUGCUGCAGCACUGUGUCUGUCAGGGCGAAAACAGGGCAGUGUGGUGGUGUACAGAGCAGGACAGUACCCCUCAAAGCCCCUGGGCCCUGUCACCUUCCUCUGGAGACCCCGUUCACAGGGCUCAACCCACAGGCAGUUGUGGAUUUGGGCUCAUCCCACUAUUAAACAGGACCUUCUUCCUGAGUUACAGUCUGUGUGCCAGUGUGAUGAGGCGGUUGUUCCUCCAGUUAUUCCAGUAGCGACACCAGCUGAGGUUGUUCCCACCCUAGAAACAGAGCCAAAGCCCGAGAAGAGCCCUGAGGCCCAGCAGAUAACUGGAACCAAGAGAAAACGAACCUGUGAGGAUGCCGGUGCACCUCCUGCUAAGAAGAUACUGGGAGAUGGAACCAGAUCUCCCACAACUCCAGUUACCUGGAAGUCCAGCUCAAAUGGAAUAGUUAUAAAUGACCUCACAAUGGAGAUUGUACGCUAUCGCCUGAUUGGACCACAGUCCCAUUCUGUUCUGGCAGAAACUCUGGAAGCUGCUACAGAUUGUGAUGAAAUGAGUAAGUCCCAGCCCUCCUCCUUCUGGUGGCCUGAGCACUGCAAAGACCAGAGCAAGAUGAAUCUGCAUCAACAACAAGCUGAUGUCUUUCACAUACUGAAAGGCAUGUAUUCGACUGGAGAGCUCCCUGCAGGCACAGUGCUGGGUCUGACUGUAGAUGACCCCAGGCUGACUUUACCAACAAAGAAGGUUAAAGCUUUGCCCUGUGUAAAGCAGGAACAAGAGGUGGACGAGGAGAAGAGAAGGGAGCUGAUGUUGCGAGGAGUCCCAGAACCCUGCUGUCAGAGUUACCUGUGGGAGCAGUCUGUCCGGGAUAAUGUCACUGAUAAUAAGAUAUCGGAGCAGGAGUUGAACCGUAUGAAGAGCGAGGUGCUGGUGCCGGGGUUCAGGCUGAGCCCCACACCCCUGCAGGGCCGAGUCCCCAUCCUGCUGGUUCAUCAACCUGGUAAGCAGGUGGGACAUGAGAUGAGCUCCUGGGGUGCUGGAUGGGACCUGCUGCUUCCUAAAGGGUGGGGCAUGGCCUUCUGGGUCCCACUGGUGUACAGAGGAGUUCGCAUCGGAGGGCUGAACAUGAGUCUGAAACACUCUCAGAAUAAAGGAGCCCCCCACUUCCCCCACGAUUACCCAGACUGCCCUGCAGGCAUUCGUUUUCAGGAGGAGCAGGAGGCAGAGCUCCUGGACAAGUUCAAAAGGCGUCCGCCCGCCAAAAGAACCAGUUACAUUAAACAUGGCUGUCUGGCUCCGUUCCGUUGCCCGUGGCAACAGCUGGCCGAGGAGUGGGAGCUUAUCUUGAGGGAAGGAGGAGAGGAGAGGAAAGGAGACUGCCAGACCCAAACUACAACACAGGCUGACACAGUGAUGGAGGAGGAGAUGACAUCACAUGGAGAUAUCACUGUCACGAAGCCUCCGAGCCACAUCACUGUACUGAGGAACAGAAAGUCACUGAGGCUGCUCUCUGGUUGGUGCAGACCCACGACAUCUAAAGGUCAAAGGCCAUGCCGUGUUGGAGAGGUGCCACCUCUGGACCGCUCAGCUAUGAAACAGUUUUUCACAGCGCACGAAAUGAGUCUGGUGUGGGUGCGUCUGUCACUACUGUCCAAAGGCAAUCCACAGCUCCACGCCAUUGUGUGUGUGCCAACUGCAGAGGACCUGAAGCUGCUGUACAGCAAGCCUGUGGACAGUGGCCCCCAGGAGCCCCCACACAAAGACCACUUUAAAACCAGAAUUAGGCGUCGGAAGAAGGGACCCAAGAAAGUUGCAACAUUGUCCUCUGAUAAGACUGAGGGCAAAGAGUCAGACCUUCCCUCUGCCUCUGAACCAAACCCCACCACACCUGAAGGCCCCAAAUCUUCCCCCCAGCCUUCCUCUGACCUCAUCCUGGGGCUGUGGCCGGAUCCUCUGCCAAGUGUCACCUCUCACUGCACCCGAGUGACUCUAGGCUGGGUCACUCAGGGCGACUUCUCCCUGUCUGCAGGCUGUGGGGAGGCCCUGGGGUUUGUCAGUGUUGCCGGUCUCCUUAACACCCUCUUUAACCAGCCGAUGGAACACAGAGGAAUGUUGCUGCUGCGCAACCCCACAUCUCUGCACUACCGCUUUGCUAAAAUCAACAUAGAGGUCUGACUGAAACAUCUGAGCCUAUGCAGAGCUUAACUUUCAAAAAGCACCGAAUUCUUGGUUAAUAGAGAAAGAUCAACAUGACUUCUAUCCUGCAAAGGCCUGAAAUUAUACGUAAUUAAGUUGCAUGAUGCCUCAUUUGCCAAGUGAUCCCUGUGUGCCUUGAUAGUCUAUUGUAUGGUGUUGGCUGAAGACAUAAUGGCAUGUAUAGGGCAUGAUGACUACAAGCUACCUGGUGGAAGCUGAAGGAACAAUUUUUAGUUGUGUAUAGGCUAUUUGAUUCUGGGAAGAGACAUCCUUAUUGUUUUACUUGAGAAAGGUUGGUUGAGUUUUUAUAGGAAUGCCGUAGUCAGAGGGCUGCAUCUCAAAGGGAUCAGAUAAAUGUGGUUUUCUUUUAUCAACUGGGUUUCCAAAAUUAAUUAAAGGAGCUAUAUGUAAGAAAUCUAAA